This is a messenger RNA of Syzygium oleosum, 584 nucleotides long. RefSeq names its product histone H3.2-like. The transcript has a single exon. The record is from RefSeq and is a predicted model, not a curated record. NCBI's taxonomy places the organism in Eukaryota, Viridiplantae, Streptophyta, Magnoliopsida, Myrtales, Myrtaceae. The coding region runs from base 11 to 442 and encodes 143 amino acids. Gene Ontology annotation, molecular function: protein heterodimerization activity; structural constituent of chromatin; DNA binding. Gene Ontology annotation, cellular component: nucleosome.
UUCGUCGCUAAUGAAUUUGCUGAUCGGCAUGGCUCGCACGAAGCAGACGGCCCGGAAGUCCACCGGCGGCAAGGCCCCGCGGAAGCAGCUGGCCACCAAGGUGGCCCGGAAGUCGGCCCCGGCGACCGGCGGCGUGAAGAAGCCGCACACGUUCAGGCCCAGGACGGUGGCGCUGAGGGAGAUACGGAAGCACCAGAAGAGCACGGAGCUGCUGAUCUGGAAGUUGCCCUUCCAGCGGCUGGUGCAGGAGAUCGCCCAGGACUUCAAGACCGACCUCCGGUUCCAGAGCAGCGCCGUCGCCGCCCUCCAGGAGGUGGCAGAGGCGUACCUCGUUGGGCGGCCGUUCGAGGACACCAACCUGUGCGCCAUCCACGCCGAGCGGGUCACGAUCAUGCCCAAGGACAUCCAGCUCGCCAGGAGGAUCCGGGGAGAGAGGGCUUAGUUAUAAAGGGGAAUGUGGUUAGAUCUUUGUCAUGUUGGAGGGUGUUUGGUUGUAGGCUUGAUUAUGGAGACUUUGAAUCGUUGUUAUGUAGAUGUACAUCUCUGGGCAUUAAUGGAAUGUGGGUUUGCUUCGCUUUCUUUGA